Molecule: messenger RNA, 1020 nt
Organism: Trichoderma harzianum CBS 226.95
Lineage: Eukaryota; Fungi; Ascomycota; Sordariomycetes; Hypocreales; Hypocreaceae
Exons: 2
Coding region: 1-1020 (339 amino acids)
Molecular function (GO): tRNA (cytidine-N3)-methyltransferase activity
Source: RefSeq, a predicted model, not a curated record
AUGGCCACACUCAAGGCGGCGGCUGAGGCUGUUGAGGCUGUUGAAGCUGCUGAGGCUCAGAGCGAUAAACCAUCCCACCGGUCGCAUGAUCCGGCCAAGAACCUGAAGCGAAGCGAUCCAUUCCAGUUCGGUAGCCGCUAUCUGGAGGCCGGAGACGACGUCUUCGAGUUCAAUGCCUGGGACCACGUUGAGACUGACGAUGCGUACAAACUGUAUGCUGAGGGCCAGUUAGAAAAGCAGCGUCAGUCUCCAGUCUCCGAUUUUGAUAAGACCAGAUUUAAUUCCAACCCGGCCAUGUGGUGGAACAAAUUCUACAAAAACAAUACCGCGAAUUUCUUCAAGGACCGCAAGUGGCUACAACAAGAGUUUCCCAUCUUGGCUGAAGUGACCAAGGAGGAUGCUGGACCGCAACUCAUACUUGAGAUUGGCGCAGGUGCGGGUAAUACCGCUUUCCCAGUCCUGGCCAAUAAUAAGAACCCACUCUUGAAGAUCCAUGCCUGCGACUUUUCUAAGCAAGCCGUAGAAGUUAUGCGCAAAAGCGAAUCCUAUGAUCCCAAGCACAUCCAAGCUGAUGUCUGGGACGUUGCUGGAGAGACCCUCCCACCCGACCUCGAAGAGGGUACUGUAGAUCUGGCCAUUAUGAUUUUCGUAUUUUCCGCAUUGUCUCCCCGCGAAUGGGCACAGGCAGUACGGAAUGUUUAUAGAGUUUUGAAGCCUGGAGGUUUGGUCUGCUUCCGAGAUUAUGGAAGAGGGGAUCUUGCUCAAGUCCGCUUUCGAAAGGGGCGUUACCUGGAAGAAAACUUUUACAUCCGCGGAGACGGUACACGCGUGUACUUUUUUGACCAAGAUGAACUUGCAAGCAUCUGGUCUGGACCGGACGCUGAGGAAAACUCCGAAGAGCCCGGCGUCCCACGAUUUACGAUUGAGAAACUCGGCGUUGACCGGAGACUGCUCGUGAAUAGAGCUGAGAAGAUUAAGAUGUACCGCUGCUGGCUGCAGGGGCGCUUUAGAAAGAAAUAG